AGCAUUUGCACCAGGCUAGUGUUUGAUUCACAGCAUGAGCAAGAGAUGAGCGGAGCUUUGUGUGGAAAGUUCGUAAACAUUUGGGAAAAUUAGAUGAUGUCUAAACUAUAUAGCUAGCUAGCUAAGUUUGUUUUUUUCAAGUUGCAAUGAUCAAAAACACUUCAGUUUUGUUUUUAUUGCUUUUUGCAUUGAUACGUUAUGGGACUACAUUUAGUGGUGAAAAUAGCGUGGCUAUCACACUGAAGAAUAAAACUAUUUUAGUCAAAACUUUACAAAGCUGGAAGUUUCCUGAUGUGGAAUUAUUUUUUGGAGUUAAAGGGAAAGAUGUAAUAAAGUUAGGAAUAAGAAAUUCAAAACUUGCAGAGUUUUCAAAAAAGGAAUUAAAGAAGCUUCCUAAUCUUGAAUCAUUGGUGGUGACUUUUAACAAACAUUUAAAGAAGAUCAACUCAAGAGUUUUUCAAUGGAACCCACGGUUAAUUUACUUAAACUUUGAACGAAAUAAUCUCGACUACAUUGCACCUGAUGCUUUUCACGGAUUGUUCCAACGGAAAGGUUUUAAUGGAGAUUUGCUUUUAAUGCACAACAACUUACGCCAUCUUCCAUUAUUUCAAGAUGAUGUUCCUGAUUUAAAAAUACUAAGCAUCAGUGAUAAUCCAAUCGAAAGUAUUCGAGAAGACGCAUUUAGAAAUAUGACGAAUCUGCAAACACUGCACAUGAAGAAUACAAAGUUGAAAAACCUACCUGGAUAUUUAUUUCAAACAUUACCUUACUUGCACGAAUUACGGCUAAGUGGUAAUAAAGACCUUCACUGGCUCGAUCCGAAUGUAUUCGUUGGAGCAAGCGGUAUGAAGAAAUUAUACUUAGACGGCACUGCAAUCGAUUUCUUACCUUCAGCUGGUUUAAAUGCGUUAACAACGUUAGAGUUAAAAAACACUAAGAAUUUAUGGGCCAUACCAAAUGGAAUUGUGGCAAUCGCUACUUUAAAGACAGUUCAUGUUUCAGCGAAUCAAAGAUUUUUGUGCUGCGCUUUCGAAAUGAAAAGAGCGCUAGUUGGCACGUUUGUCAAUCAUGGUGGCUCUACCAUUAAACCGUCGAAAAAUUUAUGUCCGCAAGUAACCCCGACGACGUCAAUUUUUACGACGACGGCGACGUCUAAAAAUAGCGACACUACGAAAAAAACUUCCACAGGCAUUACGCAAAAGGUUUCCACCACGGAAGAUCCAUUUAAUGGGUUUGGGAAGAGAAGAAAACGAAGAUUUGAUUUCGGUGGUUUUAUAUCAGGCACGAAAACACCGUCAAAUUUAACGACAAAAAAACGGAUUAAAGAAACGGAUGAUUUCUUUAAAGGCGAUGGUGGUUUUAUCACGAAAAUUGUCACGUACUCUGAAGGAUCGAUUAUUUGUAAUCCGAACAAUACAGGACGCAUUCAUUACAAUAAACUAUCCCCGGUGAAAUGCACACCGGAACCAGAUGCACUCCGCCCUUGUGACGAUAUCAUGGGUAACGUGUUUUUGACCGCUAUCUCCUGGUUAGUGUCAGUUGUAGCUUUACUUGGAAACUCGAUGGUUUUUAGUGUACUCAUCUUGAGCAGGCGUACAUUAACUGUUACAAAAUUUCUUCUUAUUAAUUUAUCUUUUGCCGACUUAUGUUUAGCAUUGUACCUUUUUAUUUUGGUGUCAGCGUCUGGCCACACCCACGGAGAUUAUUAUAAUUAUGUCAAACGUUGGCAGUACGGUGGAGGGUGUGGAGUGUCUGGAUUUUUAGCCAUAUUUUCAAGUCAGUUAUCUAUGUUAGUAUUGGUCGUUACUACAAUCGAAAGAUAUUUUGCGAUUGUUUACGCGAUGCAUUUCCAUCGCAGAUUAUCGAUGAAACACGCUAAAAUCUGCAUGUUAGUUUGCUGGUCUCUUGCCAUGUUAAUGGCGAUUUUACCUUUAGUAGGUGUGAACAGUUACGAUGAAGUUGCAAUUUGUUUGCCCUUUAAAACAUCAGGGAAUGGUGAUUUAGCCUACGCUGGGAUACUGUUGUUGAUGAAUGUGAUAUUCUUUAUCUUCGUGUUGGCGGCGUACAUUCGUAUGUAUUGUGUUGUUCGAAGUCCUCAUCUUGAAGGUGGUCCACAACGAAACGAUUCUGAAGUAGCGAAAAGAAUGGCCUUACUGGUGUUUACCGAUUUUUUCUGCUGGGGACCAAUCGCAUUUGUUGGCUUGAUGUCAGUUUUCGGAAGUCAUGAUCUGUUAAAUAUGGAUGUGAAGAAAUCAAAAUAUCUCCUCGUUAUCUUUUUUCCGAUCAAUGCUUUGUGCAAUCCUUUCUUGUAUGCUGUUUCAACGAAUUCAUUUAAAAGGGAUUUUUUUGAUUUGUUAAUCCGGUGCGGUUUAUGCCAGGAUAGUAUUUCAAAAGUGAACGAAGGUGUGUAUACGAACAGCGUCAGUCAGAAAAACAGCCGGCAUGUGUCGGAAUCCAUGUCGUUGACGUACAACAGUCAAGUUAGUCGUGGAAGUGUCGGAAAGAAAAAUCAAAGUCUACAUUCUAACCUACUCAUUAGCAGGCAUAACAGAAGUUCCAAUAGUCCUCUCGUAUCAGCUUCGGCCACUCCAAAUGACGAAUUUCGAAGUAUGUUAGACCAGGAUGAUGUUUUUUACUCACAACAGCAACCGUCAGCACAACACGACGACGUACCGGUCAUGGAGACAAAUUUUUCAAACAACGUUAUAAAUGACGAUAUUUCCAGUAGUAACCGAAGCCGUCCACUAACAGCUUAUGACACAGUGGAUGAAAAGCGUCCCCCCACUUUGAAAGAUCGUUCAGUUAGUGCGGAUAGUGAUACGCGUGAAAACCAAGCUCUCCUUGACAACCAUACACCUGGUUUUUCGCAAUAUGAUUUGUCCGAGGAGGCGUUCACCCGUGCAAAGGAGACGAACGUACUAUUGUGAUUUAACUCUUGUUUUUUGUGGUUUUGUAUUAUUGUUGCUAUUUUUUGUUUGUUUGAUAUUUUCAUUCAUCAUACUUUUAUAUAUUGUAGCCAAGAUAGACAAUGUUUCUUGUCUGUUAUACUAUAAAUCAUCUCAACAAAGGCGUUGAAAUUGUGUUUAUUCUGUUGUUGAUGUUGUGUUUUUUCUGUUGUUGUUUUUGUUGUUGUUGUUGUUGUCAUUGCUGUUGUUGGCACUAAUUGUAGAUGUUGAUUUUGUUGGUGUUGUUGUUGUUAUUGUUGUUGUUGUUUUUGUUGUUGUUGUUUUUGUUAUUGUUGUUGUUGUUGUUGUUAUCUUUUUCGAUUGUUUUUCUGCUUUGUUGUAUCAAAGUUUUAUUUAUGAAGAAUACUUUUUAUUUUAUCAAAGAAAGUAAAAAUUCGCAAAUAUUUUUAACGAAUAACAUAUUUAAUAAUUAUUACAAUUAUUAAGUGCGAUUUUGUGGUCUAUAUUUAGUCUUCCGCAGACCGCUUUUUAGAUUUUCUUAAAAGUAAGCAAGUGCACUCCGAGGUGUAAAUUAACAAAAGUUCCUUUAUCGAAACGCAAAAUAUCUGCAGAACUUGUUACUUCUGCGAUUUUCCCUUCUCAUUUUUAAAAUACUAUUUUCAGAAUGGUUUAAAGCCGUAAGGAGGUUUCUUUUUUAGAAAUUUUUAACUUGUAUUUUUGUUUAUAUCAUAUUAUUUUAUAUUAUGUUUGUUUUCAUUUACAUAUUUAUCUUGUAGCAUGCCAUGUGCUUUUAAAUAACUGUCCCAUGUAAUCUGGUUCCACAUUAUGUAUAUCAGAGAUUUUAUAGAUUAUACGUAUGAGAGAUUUAAGAAUUUUUUGAAUGAAUGUAUAGACAAUUAGUUAAAAUAUAUUAGUUACGAA
Hydractinia symbiolongicarpus is the source of this 3827-nucleotide messenger RNA. Its product is annotated as lutropin-choriogonadotropic hormone receptor-like. Gene Ontology annotation, molecular function: protein binding; protein-hormone receptor activity; G protein-coupled receptor activity. Gene Ontology annotation, cellular component: membrane. Bases 147 to 2927 code for a protein of 926 amino acids. Gene Ontology annotation, biological process: G protein-coupled receptor signaling pathway. The record is from RefSeq and is a predicted model, not a curated record. The transcript is spliced from 10 exons. Lineage: Eukaryota; Metazoa; Cnidaria; Hydrozoa; Anthoathecata; Hydractiniidae.